Penaeus monodon (black tiger shrimp) is the source of this 1852-nucleotide messenger RNA. Its product is annotated as nudC domain-containing protein 2-like. The coding region runs from base 145 to 672 and encodes 175 amino acids. NCBI's taxonomy places the organism in Eukaryota, Metazoa, Arthropoda, Malacostraca, Decapoda, Penaeidae. The record is from RefSeq and is a predicted model, not a curated record. Gene Ontology annotation, biological process: protein folding. Gene Ontology annotation, cellular component: cytoplasm. The transcript is spliced from 4 exons.
CGAGUCAUAGAAAACGGAAGUAAAUAAACAACUUCUUGGGUUUCUCAAUUUUUUCUUCUCCUUUAUUUUAUCCAAUUUUCUUCCUGAAGAGACGCCUUUAAGUGGUUUUUCUGCGCCGGAAACGUCCAGAAGCUUAGGAGAAAAAUGCCAGACUACGUAGAGACGAACUUUGACGAGAGGAGUGGCUUCGUUCCCUGUGCGACACCUUGGGGGAGAUGGUGGCAGACGGUGGCGGAGGUUCACGUCGAGGUCACCAUACCAGAAGGAACCAGGUCAAAGUUCAUACAGGUCGCAGUGAAGCCGUCACACAUGAAGGUCGUGGUUUUGGAUAAAGUGAUUAUUGAGGGGUCCUUAUUUGCCGUGGUUCGGACCGACGAAACCAUAUGGACCAUCGAGGACAAGAAGAUCCUGCACAUUGCCAUGACCAAGGCAGACGCUUGCACCAAGGAGACGGUGUGGGAGGGGCUGCUGAAGGACGACUUCCUUGCCGACCCCUGGACGCUUCACGAGAUGCGGAAGAAGCUGGAUCUGGAGCGGUUCCAGAUCGAGAACCCCGGCUUUGACUUCAGUGGAGCGCAGCUGAAGAAGGGUUACGACAGCCCGAAGGGAUCUGAAAUAGAGGAAUGGGAGAAGAAACAGAAGGAAAAGCAAGAGACUGCAGCAGACCAAUGAAAAAAGGAAUGGAAAAAGGUUUACAUGAAAUACAGAUAAAUAAGUACAAAAUGUAUGAUCUAAAUCAGUGCCGUCAGCUUUAUACACCAUUAAUGAUUAAUGUUAUGCUAUUUAUUAUCAAAGAAUAUCAAUUGUUAUCACUAUUAGUGUUACUAUGAUCAUUAUUAUUAUAAUUACUACUUUAAUUUUUGUUAUUAUUAUUGUAGUAACUUAUUUUUAUACAUUUUUCUUUCUGCUUGAUAAAUGAUAUUCAUCAACAAGGUACCCUCUUGUGUGUGUAAAGGCGUAAUAAUUUAUUUAAUGGUGCUGGUGGAGAAUACUCGACAGUUGUCUACUUUUUUCAUGUAGCGGCAGCUCUGUUGGUGAUUCGCAUUCGUUAUUAUGAUCUAUUUCUCCUACACCAGCCCUGCAUAAUAUGAAUUUGAAACAAGAAUGGAAUGUCAGAGCUCUUGGGUAGGCCAGUGAUAGGGACCCAGGUUUUUAUUUUUUGGUGAUUGCCGUAAGAAAAAUGAUGAAGCCUUUGAGCCUUCAGUGAUUUUAUAAUAUGUAAGGUUGAAUGAUAUUUUGUAUCUGUUUAUCGUAAGAGUUUUGAGAUUGUAUAACUUUUAAUUGCAUUGCAGGGUAUCAUACUCGAGAGAAUUGAUUAAUUCAUUUUAAAGCUUAUGAGAAUGGAUUAUUUGCCUUUCAGCGUUUUUGAGAUUAUUUAUUUACCUUUUUCUUUUUUGUCUUGAAGUUGCAAUACUUUAUCUUUUUUAUAUAUAUACUUUAUGUUUCUUUGUAAAAGUUAUAAAUAAACUAAUCGUAAUUUUCAUAAAGGCUUCAGACAGUAUUAGCAAGGUUAAUGUAACAAUAUUUUAUUUAGAUGCUUAUCAUUCCAGGUUUUCAUUACUGAUUAUGAUAAUAAUUCUGCUGAUUAUAAAAACUGUAUCCUUUCAAGUACAGUUAAGGGAGAGGCUGCAAUAAGUGUAUCUGCUGUGCCGUAAAAUGUGUUGCGUGUUGUAUUCUGAAAGAGAUUGGCAUUUCUGAUAUAUAAUUAUUUAUAUAUAGCAUUUUUUUUGUUUUUUGAUUAGAAUUCACAUUUCAUAAAAGUAAGUAGAGACUUAAAAUGAAAGUGUGAUGUAUGAAUAGGACUUAUUUGAAUGUGAGUUAUUGCCAAGAAAAAUAUAUUAUGAGGAGUCAA